Molecule: messenger RNA, 948 nt
Organism: Phaeodactylum tricornutum CCAP 1055/1
Lineage: Eukaryota; Bacillariophyta; Bacillariophyceae; Surirellales; Neidiaceae
Gene: cc1
Exons: 2
Biological process (GO): ammonium transmembrane transport; ammonium homeostasis
Cellular component (GO): plasma membrane
Molecular function (GO): ammonium channel activity
Source: RefSeq, a predicted model, not a curated record
UACAUCGCCUUUCGAGAUAUCAUGGCCAUGUUGUUGCUCGGCUUUGGCUACCUGAUGACGUUUCUGAAAAACUACGGCAUUGGCGCGGUUGGAUUCACCAUGAUGUUGAGUAUCCUUGCGAUGGAGGCCAACAUUCCAAUGGAGCUGAUAAUGCGCACUCUUAAAGGCGAUGACGGUGAGGAUACAUCGUGGCCUAUGCCAUUGUCCAUGGAGACACUGAUUGAUGCCGAGUUCAGCGCGGCUACUCUUAUGAUCUCUUUCGGGGCGCUUAUUGGAACGGCCACGCCCCUGCAGAUGAUGCUCAUCGCCCUAUCGCAAUCCUUCUUUUAUGCACUCAAUAAGGUGUUUUUCGUAUUUGGAAUGGUCGGAGCCGAAGACGUGGGUGGAUCCAUGACGAUUCACUGCUUUGGCGCGUACUUCGGUCUAGCCGCUAGUCUGGCCAUGGGCAGAGGACGAUCUGACGGUAAAGACAGAAUCAAAGAAGAACUAGGUACACCCGAACCGGAUAAGGUUUCGGAUCUGAUGGCCUUGAUAGGUACGACAAUUUUGUGGGUGUUCUGGCCCUCAUUCGUGGGUGCAACUGAAACUGCCACCCCCGAAUACGAAAUGCGCUGUGUCGUCCACACUAUUACGGCCCUCCUGGCCUCUACGACCGUGACGUUUUAUCUCUCCCACCGUCUCUGUCACGGAAAGUUCGAUCCAGUCCACGUGGCCAAUUCGACUCUGGCCGGCGGCGUUGCGAUUGGCAGCGCGGCUCGUCUAGACCUUGGUGGACCCGGCGGGGCCAUUAUUGUGGGAAUGUGCGCGGGUGCCGUCAGCGUUUACGGUUACGUCUACAGUUCCCCAUACUUGGAAAGCUCUUGGCACAUUUCCGAUACCUGCGGGGUGGGCAAUCUGCACGGGUACCCCUCCGUGGUAGGGGCGCUUCUGAGCAUUGUCUUUGUCGCG